AUGUCGCAUGUUGAAAUGGUUUCCAGUAACCUUAAGCAAAUUGACUAUAGGCAAUUUGCCCAAAGUCCUGGCCAAAUGCAAGAUGUGCUGCUUGCUGAGAGCUUUGUGCAGCAAGGGAUAUGCGAGCUCAAAUGCUACUGUUUGGAGGCAUGUGUUGGCGCGUUUCCAUCGCUGUCGCUUUUACAAGACUCGCUAUGUUACAGCGCUUACCCACUUGACACUAAACGUGAGAUAGAUUGUAUUAUUCAAAUAGGUGCAUCCGCACACGGAUAG
Molecule: messenger RNA, 273 nt
Organism: Plasmopara halstedii
Lineage: Eukaryota; Oomycota; Peronosporomycetes; Peronosporales; Peronosporaceae
Exons: 2
Coding region: 1-273 (90 amino acids)
Source: RefSeq, a predicted model, not a curated record